AUGGUUUAUGCAGGGUCGUGGAAUGAUUUCAUUCAUACCACAAGGAAUAUUAUUUCAAAAUCUCCAGAUAAAACAAGAUAUGUGAUAAAAUUACAUAGACCUAGUGAAACAAUUAUAGUAAAAGUUACAGAUAAUAAUAAUAGUAUUAUGUACAAGUUAGAUAAGAAUGAUAAUAUGAAAAAAAUCGAAGAACUUAAUUCUCUUUUCUUAAUGUGGGGAACUAGUGAAAACACAAACGAACCAUUUCCUCUUAAAAUGAACAAAAUCACUGAUAAAGGAACUACAGACCAAAAAAUGAAAAAAACUAAAUAA
Plasmodium gaboni is the source of this 312-nucleotide messenger RNA. RefSeq names its product signal recognition particle subunit SRP9. Bases 1 to 312 code for a protein of 103 amino acids. The transcript is spliced from 5 exons. Gene Ontology annotation, biological process: SRP-dependent cotranslational protein targeting to membrane. Gene Ontology annotation, cellular component: signal recognition particle, endoplasmic reticulum targeting. The record is from RefSeq and is a predicted model, not a curated record. Gene Ontology annotation, molecular function: 7S RNA binding. NCBI's taxonomy places the organism in Eukaryota, Apicomplexa, Aconoidasida, Haemosporida, Plasmodiidae.